AUGACAAACGAGUGGAUUGAUUAUGCUGAGAAUGUUCAUGCACGGACGCCAUUCAAGUAUCCACCAAACAAUAAUAGUUUAAUAACGAAUAACAAUAGUUUCUUGACGACCAACAUGCACCAUCAGCCGCAGCAACAAUUCUAUAACAAAAUGGGAAUAAAACCAUUCAAUAAUAAUUUAAAUAACAAUAAUACAAAUGCACUCAAUCAUUAUAGUCUAAUGAAUAAAUUUCAAAAGCCAUCACGAGAUCAACCGCAAAUGCCACCGCUGACGCCUGGCACGAACAAGAAACUCACCGAUGUAUUGAAACAAUCGUUUGCAUCCUGGGAUAAAGAAGUACAAUCAUAUAAAAUUUCAAAGGAUCCUCGUCAGUGGACUUCUGAACAUAUCAAGUAUUGGUUGGAGUGGGUGAAACGUGAAUUCACAUUAGAGAUUAGCAAUAUUGAUGCAUUCAAAAAGAUGCAUGGACGUGAUUUGAUUGGCUUGGGACGUGAAGGCUUCCUAGCAAUCGCACCGGUUUACACUGGCGAUAUUUUGUGGGAGCACUUAGAGAUUCUACAAAAAGAUUGUGAAAAGCCAUCGACCAAUGAUCAGCUGUACGAAAGCAAUAUAAAUACAACGACAUCGUCAACGGACUUAAGUGAUUUCAUUAAUAGCAAUACAUCAACCAGCGGCAAUACGACAACAACAAACACAAACACGUCAACUAACAAUAGCAACAACAAUAGCAAUCAAUUAAACGGACAAGAUAACUUUCCUGCUGGUGGUAAGUACAAGUAUUUUACAUCAGUUUUUCUUAAAUAGAAUUUCUUACACAAAAACAUCCAAUUGUUUGGAAAAGUUUCCAUGUAAGAGUGGAAAGGUGGAGAAUAAUUUAAAUGUUAACGGUCAAGAGCAAUUGUUGAACAUGACAACACAAAACGAAGACGAAUCAACACCGCGAAGAAUGACAAAAAAAAAUUCUUA
This is a messenger RNA of Clunio marinus, 966 nucleotides long. Lineage: Eukaryota; Metazoa; Arthropoda; Insecta; Diptera; Chironomidae. The record is from the annotation of a GenBank genome assembly.